This is a messenger RNA of Gambusia affinis (western mosquitofish), 4006 nucleotides long. RefSeq names its product RAS-like, family 10, member A (gene rasl10a). Gene Ontology annotation, molecular function: GTP binding; GTPase activity. Bases 323 to 934 code for a protein of 203 amino acids. The transcript is spliced from 3 exons. The record is from RefSeq and is a predicted model, not a curated record. NCBI's taxonomy places the organism in Eukaryota, Metazoa, Chordata, Actinopteri, Cyprinodontiformes, Poeciliidae.
AUGCCCCCUGAAAAAAUAAAAAACAACAACAAGAGUUUCUCUGUCAGAGGCGACGAAGACCCCUUUCCCUCCGAUUGCGCGAUCAUGCUUGAGCCUGUGCUUGUGGCAAUCUCUUGUCGCUCCCACCUGGGAGAUGAAGUUUCCUCGCUUUGGAUGAUUUGUCGGUUUUGUCGCUCGCUGCCGAGGCUACCUAAGGUGAUUUAGAGGCUGCAGCAGCAGCAGCAGCAGCAGCAGCAGCAGUAGCGGAGGAUCCAGCUGUGUUUACUGGACGGUACACAUCUGCCGCUGUCGCUGUCCAUGGUGCUGAAUCCGGGCUCCAGGAAUGGUGGAGACACUGAGUAUCGCAGUGAUCGGUGCUCCCGGAGUGGGCAAAACUUCUAUAAUCCGCCAGUUCAUCUAUAACGAUUUCUCGGAGGCGUACACGCCGACCAGGAGCAGAUAUGUAUACAGACCUUCGGUCAUUCUGAACGGGAACAUGUAUGAGUUAAAGGUUUUGGACGUCCCGCCAAUCUCCUCCUUCCCAGCAAGUGCCAGUCAGGAAUGGCUGGAUCUGCGCUGCAGAGGCGUCCGCAACGCCAACGCUUACAUCCUGGUGUAUGACAUCUGUUGUGUGGAGAGCUUUGAAUACGUGAAAAUGAUCAGACAGCAGAUAGUGGAGAACAGGGAAGGCAGCAGCAGCGAGGUGCCAAUCCUAGUGGUGGGUAACAAGCGGGAUCUGCAGAGGCAGCGCUUCAUGCCCCGCAGGGCCGUGUCCGUCCUGGUGAAGAAGACGUGGAAGUGUGGCUACGUGGAGUGCUCUGCCAAGUUUAACUGGCAUGUGGUCCUGCUCUUCAAGGAGCUGCUGGGCAUCGCCGUGGCACGGGGCAUGCGCCAGAACCAUACUUCCACCCGUCUGCAGGGGGCGCUACAGAGGAAUCGGUGCACAGUCAUGUGACCCCUAGAGCUUCCUCCACCCCUUCUCAUGUCUGUGGUGUAGCAGACCCUGGAGAAAAGGACUCUUUAUCGUAAUGGCUGGAAAAAUACCCCGUGGCCUCCUGCUUAACUGAGCUGAUUUUUCAUGAGGUUUAUUUGACUCUGCGCUGUAACGGACUCUGAAAUUUCACACAUGCUCAUCUAACCACUUCCUAGUCUAAUCCUGUGUAGAAAGGAGGAAGCCGAUAGAAGCAACAGCAACUUGAGAUCCAACAGAGUUAUGUUUUCACACAUCAGCCUGAAGGCUAAACAUUUCAGGCCGGGUCUCCGAAUGUAACACGACUCAUACAUCAGGUCUGUAACUGGGCCGGACAGCAUGAAAGCUGUGUUUGUAAGACUCAAAACCAGAGAGCAGCAAUAUUAUUGAGUCUUCCUUUUGGAUUUGUCAUAUUCAGGAUGAUGAAAAGGCGCAAGCACAGAUAUGACACAUUAGGAUUUACUUUGAGAUGCAGGCCAAUAAUGCACAAUAGAAGAUGACAAAGAUAAAGAAAAAACAACGGUGCACUGAAUACGAUCAAUAAGAUUAUUUGUUUCGGUGAUUUAAUUCAAGACGGAAAACUCAUCUAUCACAAAGACUGAUAUAUUUCAAGCGUCUAUUUUCUUCAAAUUGGAGGAUUAUGGAUCCCUGUGAAUGGAAAUGCACAAUUUAGUUUUUAAGAAAGUUUGAAUAUUACACAAGACUGAUUGAAAAAAAUGUUUAAUGCAGAUAUGUCAAUCUAAUGAAAAAUAUGCCCUAUAUUAUAUAGUACUGGCAUUCAGUGCUUAGUUGGGGUUCUUUUUGCAUAAAUUACAGUAUAAAUGUCACACGGCAUCAAGGUUACCAGCAUGUGGUUUUGCUAAGGUGUUGAGGAAGUCCAUGUUGCUUUAAUAGUAACCUUUAGCUUGUCUGCAUUGUUGGGUCUUGUGUCUCUUAUCUUUUUGUCAACAAUACUCAGACGUUUCUCUUUGGAGUUUAGGUCGGUCACAUUUUGAUUAUUUAAGCAGGUAUUGGUACUUUCAGCAGUGAUACCAAUGCCAAAUCCUGCGGAAAAAUUUUAUUUUCUCCAUAAAGCAUGUCAGAAUUGACUUUGGAUUUAAGUAAACACAGUGGACCAACCCCAGCAGAUGACAUGGCACCCCAUAAUAAUAACUCCCUCUGGGAACUUCACACUGAACUUCAAGCCACUUGGAUUCUUUGCCUCUCAACUCUUCCUCCAGAAUCUGGAACCUAAAUUUUUGAAUGAAUUUCAAAAUCUACCCUCCUCUAAACAGAGGACUUUGGAUCAGUGAGCAACAGUCUGGUCCUCUUUCUACUUAUACCAGACAGGAUGCUUCUGUCAGGAGUGGGCUUAUAUGUUUUUCUUCUUUUGGACACGUGAUACAAGAGUCUUAGUUCAUGUACUGAGUACCUGCAUAUAUGACUGGAGACUCUUGAAGUAUUAACUUCAACUGCAGUCUACAUCUUGUGAAUCUUUCCCGAACUCUAGAAUGGCCUUCACUUUACAAUCUUGUCAAGACUGUGUGGAGAAUUUAUCCAUUCUCCACGCUAAGUUCUUGAUGUAUGAGGCUGAAGAAGACUCAGUGAGUUGAAUUCAUGAAUUCUAUUUAUUAAUACCAAACUACAGCUGGUCCAUUUUUCAUGCUACCUUUAGGAGUUAGCAGGACAAAAUGGCAACAAGUAACAGUUGGUAACUUCCUUUGUUAGCCUCUAAGCUACGCCCUAAAGAGGGCGUUCCCUAGUGUGUCACAUCCUCCUCCCUUAACUUUGAAGGCGUUUCCUAACACGUCAUUCCCUUUAACUUUAGCUUUGGAGCUAGUUAAAAGAGACAAAAGAAAAACACAGAAUUACUAAUUCUCAACAGCUGAAAGAUAUUUAUUUUGCUUGUGCACCGUUCCCAGAUACGCUUUUUUAUGACACUCAACUUUCAAUUAAAUGCUUGGAUGCAGCGUUCUACGAACAGCCAACCUUUAUGGCUUACUUUCCAGUUACUGUUUGUUGAACAACAAUCACGACCACACCAAAACAUUUCUGUAUUAGAAAAUAAAUUUUUAUUGCUGUUUAGUUCAUUUUUUUGAGAAGCAGAAGUUUAGAUUUUUAUUUGAUGUAAACUAUAAUCAUCCAAAUUGACCAAACUAAAUGCUUGAAAUAUAUCAUACAAAAUUCAGUGAAUCUAUGUAACGUACAAAUUCUACGGCUUUAAUUGAAUUGCUGCAAUAAAUUAAAUCUUAUAGAAAGGUUUUCUUAAAAUGUACAUAGAUAUGAUUAGAUGAUAUUUUAUUUUAGGUCUGAUGAAUUAGCCUGCAAUAGACAUUCUUUCCCUGACUCUGUUACUGAUUAGGGUAAAGGUUGUUCGUCCCAACCAAGGGUGUUUUAAGGUUGUCUUGCAGCUGAAAAUACUGCAGUCCCUUAUUAUGAUAAACUCUGCGGCUUUACACUACCAUCUGCCCUCACUCAGACUUUGUUUCUGCAAAGUGUAUUCAAACUAGGGACAUUGGGACAUGCAGGAGCAUAAAAUAAGAACCUGUGCUAGCAUUGUGUAUGUGUGUAUGCUUAAUGUACUUUAAUUGUGGCCCCUGACAGAUUUGCGGGAACUAAAAUUCUGGACCUCAGUGGACGUUGGCAUCCCCAUGAUGGUAGGUGUUAAAGUGUAUGCAGGUAUCUAUGUGUGAAGGAGAGGGCAAGCCAAGGCAAAGGGAGGCGGUUUGAUAACUGACUUUCAGGCAGGUAAGGGACAAACACAGCAGGAUAGGGAAACAGAUGUUGAUACUUUGGAUUAGAAUGGAGCAAUAAACCCCUGCAGCGAUGCCCUCAACCGACUACACAUCAAUAUAUUGUAUUGAAAAUGCCUCUUGCAGUCGCUGUAAUCCAUGUGCAAUGCACUGUUGCAUCCUAUAAAAUUGCAUAAACACAGCUCAGUGGCUCCUACAUGAACCAUCCAGGAUGCAAAUGGAUCAUUACUAAAGCUUUAACAUCACUAUUGGAAUAGCGUCAAAGUGGCGAUGUUGUGAGCAACUCUUAUUUCUUUUGACUAGAUCAAGGUAGGUACUUUGAGAA